UUAUGAAGCCUUGACGUUUCAGCCAAUGAGGAGACCGGACGCUGGGGGUAUAAAACUUGACGUUACGCACAAGACGCUACACUGGCACGCUUGGUCAUGAAGAACGGAAUCAUGCAGGAAAAUUUCGAGGAUUUGGUGAGCCCUAACUUGUGGAGGGCGUUAGCUGCCGAGACUUUCGGCACCCUAUUCAUCGUCCUUUUGGGGUGUGGGUCAUGGCUAAACUGGACCGACCCCCAUAAUCCCACCGUUGUUCAGAUCUCCCUAACUUUCGGUUUUGCCGUCGGAACGAUGGUGUGGGCGUUCUUCCACAUAAGUGGCGGUCACUUUAACCCUGCCGUCACCGCCGCCACCCUCGUCACCCGACGGGUCAGCAUCGUCAGAGGGGUGCUCUACAUGAUCGCUCAGUGCCUGGGUGGAAUCCUGGGAGCAGGGAUUCUGUAUGGACUCACACCUAGUGGCAUAAGAGGAACCCUUGGUUCCACCGUGGUGAAGAACGGCGUCACAGCACCCCAAGGAUUCGGGGUAGAGUUGAUUAUUACCUUUGUACUGGUCAUCGCAGUGUUUGCCUCAAAUGACGGGGUGAGGAAGGACCUCCGCGGCUCAGCCCCUCUCACCAUCGGCUUGGCUGUCGCUGUGUGCCACUUGUUCGCCAUUCCCUUCACAAGCUCUGGCCUGAACCCUGCCAGAAGCUUCGGCCCGGCAGUUAUCGUUGGCGGAUGGACUGAUCACUGGAUCUACUGGGUUGGGCCAAUCGUCGGGGGCGUGAUCGCCGGUCUUCUGUACGAGUACGUCUUCUCUGCCGGUGCCACCGUGGCCCAAGCCAAGAAGUGUCUCCUCCGACACAAGCAGUCGUACACCCCCGCCCAGACGGAGGUGGACCCCAUCAUCGAGGCGGAGGAGGGUGCCAAGACCGAGCUGGUUGAAAUGAACGACACGCAGAACACUCAGAACUCUAUCGAAGAAAAGGACGAGAAAAUUGAGGAGAAAGUCAAGUUGACGGAAGAAAACGAAAAAGAAUAAACAAUCAAGUCAAGACUAGAACAUUUUCAAAUUUUCGAACUCCUCACACUGGCGCUUUGUAUUGUUUUGUAUACUGUGUCCAUGUCUGCGGUGGUGUGGGGAGUUCAAGUUCGUGUUGAGUUGGACCAGGUCCAACUGCGCAUGUGCGAAUAGCCACAUUGGAAUAAACGUUGAUGUAGCAAAAUAUCAAAAUAUGCUAUUUCAAGGAGGAUUUGUUCCCGAAUUACGAAUUCAGAGAAAAAUACAAAAUACAACAUUUUUAAGUUUAAAAAAAAAAUCAAAUUUAAAUGUUGUAUUUUUAUAAAACUUUUGAAUCUACCUCUUUGAUAUUGUCGAUAAGAAUAUAUACCCAGGUGAAGCUGUUGUACCAUGUAUAUACCAAAUGUCACUGCUUCAGGUUUUGUACCUACGAACGAUUCAUGAAUCAGGCGCUGUAUCUCUGAAGAUGCAAUCAUCCCCGUCAUAUUUACAUACUCGAACUGCUGACAAAAACAUGGCAGCAUAUCUUUUUGCAAUCAACAUGCAAACACUGCGAUUCAGAAGUAUUUUCCUAUUGGUUUAUACAUCACCCCCUGUCUCUGUUUUUCUAGUCUUUUUUAUUUUUCGUUUUUGCAGUUUGCUCAAAAAUAGACGACUUUAGGUCCAUGUAGAUUUGUAGUACACAUCGUCACUACUUCACAGGCUUUAAAAGAUACAUUCCUUCCCUUAACCGACCGAUUAUCGGUGUAAUAUCUGUUUUUAGUCAAGCAAUCAGACCACGGCCUAUUUCACAAGAUUAAGACCAUUCGUCACUACUCGCCCCUUUCCGUAACCUCCAAGACGAUCGCUAUUCGGCUUGUCCCGGAAUAACACGAGUUGAUCACGAAUGGAUUAAAACAGCCAUUCGUCACCACUCGUCCCUUUCCGUAACCUCCAUUCGGCUUGUCCCGGAACAAAACGAGUUGGUCACGAAUGUGAAACCAGCGAGUGGUCGACCAAUGCGCGCUGUUUACUCAGAGACAACACGAGCCUUAGUUUCUAGCCAUCUGCUCAACGCACUGCGUCAGUAUUAGGCAACGGUAGGGAUCGCUAAAAGCACCUGUAUGGAGAAGUGCUCAUUACCAAGAGUUGCAACUUGUUUUUGGUUCUUCUUUCAAAAACAGACACCGUGGUCGUUUGUAUUGACGGUUUUAUGGAACGUAUACAAGCCUGUGAAGAAUUAACGAUGUAUUGUAUCAGGAUGGUGCUUUAGACCCCGAGGGGGAUACCGGCCAGUAUUUCUAGUGCUCAACCAUAUAUAUAUAUAUAUAUGGUGGUCCCGUGUACGAUAUGUACAACCAAGAGGCGUUUGAGUUUCUUGGGAAGGGGCCGUUGAAAUUCUACAGCAUUAAUAGUCACUGUCUUUGUACCAUACACAUGCUAUCAUUAGAAAGCGUUAUCUAUACGUUUGUCGUAGAACCAUCUCAUAAAUCGAAUCUUCAUGGCGUCAUUGUAGUUUUUUUCGAAUCUAAGUACCCCAAGUACGAGAUCACAUGUACCUAGUUUAUUUUAGUUAGAUCAUGUACUCUUUUGUCAUGUAAUAAACAGGUAAUUUGUAAA
Molecule: messenger RNA, 2598 nt
Organism: Haliotis rubra (blacklip abalone)
Lineage: Eukaryota; Metazoa; Mollusca; Gastropoda; Lepetellida; Haliotidae
Product: aquaporin AQPAe.a-like
Exons: 3
Coding region: 97-1020 (307 amino acids)
Biological process (GO): transmembrane transport
Cellular component (GO): plasma membrane
Molecular function (GO): water channel activity
Source: RefSeq, a predicted model, not a curated record